GCGGGGCCGCGCGCCGGGUCGGGGGGCGGGGAGGCGGGCAAAAUGGCGCUGAGCGAGUGAUUGUCCUGGAUCCCCCAGCGGCUGGAGCGACGCCGGGGCGAGGGUUAGAUCCUCACUGCCCAUCUUCCUCGCUUCCCUGCCCCCGAAAGUCUCUCCUUCGCUUCUUCCCUCCACGUUGGGGGGCGGGCCAGAUUCUCGGGACAACAUGUCGGACUCUGAGGAGGACAGCCAGGACCGGCAACUGAAAAUCGUCGUGCUGGGGGACGGCACCUCCGGGAAGACCUCCUUAGCCACAUGUUUUACUCAAGAAACUUUUGAGAAACAGUACAAACAGACUAUAGGACUGGAUUUCUUUUUGAGAAGGAUAAUUUUGCCAGGAAAUUUGAAUGUUACUCUGCAAGUUUUGGAUAUAGGAGGGCAGACAUUAGGUGGAAAAAUGUUGGAUAAAUAUAUCUAUGGAGCACAGGGAAUCCUCUUGGUGUAUGAUAUCACAAAUUAUCAAAGCUUUGAGAAUUUAGAAGACUGGUAUUCUGUGGUGAAGAAAGUGAGUGAGGAGUCAGAAACUCAGCCACUGGUUGCAUUGGUAGGCAAUAAAAUUGAUUUGGAGCAUAUGCGAACAGUAAAACCUGAGAAGCACUUACGAUUUUGCCAGGAAAAUGGUUUUAGUAGCCACUUUGUCUCAGCCAAGACAGGAGACUCUGUCUUCCUGUGUUUUCAGAAAGUUGCUGCUGAAAUCCUUGGAAUCAAGUUAAACAAAGCAGAAAUAGAACAGUCACAGUACCAGGGAUUGAACUCACAACCACCUGCUUGCAAGGCAGAGGGUGGUGAAGGCAGACAUUGUAAACUACAACCAGGAUCCCGUGUCAAGGGCUGCCAACCGGCCUAGGAGCUCCAUGUGUGCGCUUCAGUGAGGUUUUCCUCCCACCUGCCAGGCUGCCUGCCUCUCCCUCCAUGGGCCCGGCUGUCCAGGAACUGGCUGGAUCAGUGACUCUUCAUCCACCCCUUCAUCAGCAAGUAUUGCCCAGCACCGCAGGCAGCUCUGGACUGGAAGCAUUUCAACGUGGGCACCACGCACUUGAAAAUCAAAACGGGACGCCCCUGGUCUGGAAUUAGACUGCUUCACUGAGAAAAUAUGAUGCUGGCCCUUUAUGUCCUUGCUUCUUUUCCCCGAUGUGAGAUUUUAAAACCAAAUAUGAAACUGUCCAAGUCUUCAUCAUUGCCAGGAUAUUGCCAUUGCACAGUUUAAUUUUCUUAUCUGAAUUCAUGUAUGUCACACUAUGCUUCAGAGUGCAAAUACUGAAAUAAUAUAUUUUACUUACCGUUACUUAAAGAGGCAUUCUUUUGUUGUCUAUUCGAGUGAAAACUUAAAAGCUGUAUCUAACUGAAAAUGCUUGAAAUAAGUUGUAACAGAAAUAUUUUUUCAUUUUUAAAAAAGAGGCCUAAAUUGUUUAUAUUAUAGUUUAUAACUCACAAAGUAGUAUUUGAUAUUGUAUUUUUAUUACUGUAUCAUGGUCAUUGCAUAUUGUAUUAUACUUCGCUUAAAUGGCUUUAUGAAUUUUAAUAAAUGUUGAGCUGAUA
Messenger RNA from Cavia porcellus (domestic guinea pig), 1578 nucleotides. RefSeq names its product RAB28, member RAS oncogene family (gene Rab28). The record is from RefSeq and is a predicted model, not a curated record. Gene Ontology annotation, molecular function: GTP binding; GTPase activity. The coding region runs from base 206 to 886 and encodes 226 amino acids. Gene Ontology annotation, biological process: regulation of exocytosis. The transcript is spliced from 8 exons. Lineage: Eukaryota; Metazoa; Chordata; Mammalia; Rodentia; Caviidae.